Empidonax traillii (willow flycatcher) is the source of this 438-nucleotide messenger RNA. RefSeq names its product glutaredoxin-related protein 5, mitochondrial-like. The record is from RefSeq and is a predicted model, not a curated record. The transcript has a single exon. Lineage: Eukaryota; Metazoa; Chordata; Aves; Passeriformes; Tyrannidae. The coding region runs from base 1 to 438 and encodes 145 amino acids.
AUGAGUGCAGCGGUGCGGGUGGGCUGGCGGCUCGGGGCCGCCGCCGCCGCUCUGCGGAGCCGGGCCGGACGCCCUCUCAGCCAGGCGGCCGGGGAGGGCAGCGGGGCCCAGGGCGGCGGCGGCGGCGGCUCGGGGUCAGGGUCGCGGGAGGCGGUGGAGCGGCUGGUGCGGGAGCACCCAGUGGUGGUGUUCAUGAAGGGCAGCCCGGCGCAGCCGCUGUGCGGGUUCAGCAACGCCGUGGUGCAGAUCCUGCGGCUGCACGGCGUGGAGGAUUACCGCGCCCACGACGUGUUGCAGGACCCCGACCUCCGCCAAGGUCAGCGCCGCGACGGGCCGGGGUCACCCCUGGGCGCCGCCUCCGGCCGGGCCGGCCCGGCUGCGCUGGGGGGGGCAGGAUUCCCUGUGGGAAGCGCCCUCGGGCGGCCGGGGCUACUUUAA